Messenger RNA from Oryza brachyantha (malo sina), 1743 nucleotides. Its product is annotated as P-loop guanosine triphosphatase YjiA-like. Lineage: Eukaryota; Viridiplantae; Streptophyta; Magnoliopsida; Poales; Poaceae. Bases 34 to 1392 code for a protein of 452 amino acids. Gene Ontology annotation, cellular component: cytoplasm. The transcript is spliced from 10 exons. The record is from RefSeq and is a predicted model, not a curated record.
AUAUCCAUUCCCCCCACCGUCGCGUGAACUGCCAUGGCGGCGGCGGCGCUCUGCUCCGCGUCCCCGGCCAUCUCCGCGGCCGCCGCCCUCGGCGUGGCGGCGUCCGCGCUCCGCCUGCGGCUGCGCGCCGCCUCGCGGUCCUACUGCGCCGCCGCCGCCGCGGCCGCGCCGAGGGCUGCCGCUGCGGCGGGGAGGCCGUCCUGGAGGGCGCGGCGGCGGUUUGCCGCGCCGGCAGCUCCCACGGCUACGGAGGAGGAGGAGGAGGAGGAGGAGGAUGGAGCAGGUGUUGAGAUGAUGAUCCCACCCGACAACCGCAUCCCUGCGACCAUCAUCACCGGCUUCCUCGGCUCCGGGAAGACAACUUUACUGAAUCACAUCUUGACUGCUCACCAUGGAAAGCGGAUUGCCGUCAUUGAGAAUGAGUAUGGAGAAGUUGAUAUUGAUGGUUCAUUAGUUGCUGCCCAAACUGCUGGAGCUGAGGACAUAAUGAUGCUAAAUAAUGGGUGCCUUUGCUGCACUGUUCGUGGUGAUUUAGUCCGUAUGAUUGGUGAAUUGGUUAACAAGAAGAAGGGGAGGUUCGAUCACAUUGUAAUUGAAACUACAGGUUUAGCGAACCCAGCACCCAUUAUACAGACUUUUUAUGCAGAAGAUACAGUUUUUAAUGAUGUCAAGCUGGAUGGUGUUGUGACUUUAGUAGAUGCAAAGCAUGCACGAUUACAUUUGGAUGAAGUAAAGCCCAAGGGUAUAGUCAAUGAGGCAGUUCAGCAAAUUGCAUAUGCUGACAGAAUCAUAGUUAACAAGAUUGAUCUUGUUAGUGAGCCUGAAGUAUCUUCCUUGGUCGAGCGUAUAAGGAGUAUGAAUCGCAUGGCUCAUUUGAAACGAGCUGAGUAUGGUAAAGUUGAUCUGGAUUAUGUGCUUGGAAUUGGAGGCUUUGAUUUGGAGAGGAUUGAGAGUGCGGUCUCUGAAGAUUCACAUGAAGAUCACACAGAGCAUGAACAUAAACAUGACCACGGCCAUGACCAUGACCACGAACACCAUCAUCAUGACCAUCAUGAUCAUGACCACAAACAUGAUCAUCAUGCACAUGAUCCUGGUGUUUCUUCUGUAAGCAUUGUUUGCGAAGGGGAGAUGGAUCUUGAAAAGGCUGACAUGUGGUUGGGGAACCUACUUUUAGAACGCAGUGAUGACAUAUACCGGAUGAAAGGGCUACUUUCUGUCAGUGGGAUGCCCCAGCGCUUCGUCUUUCAGGGAGUGCAUGACAUUUUCCAGGGAUCUCCUGAGAGAAUGUGGGAACCAAAUGAGCCACGCAUCAACAAGAUUGUGUUCAUAGGCAAGAAUCUGAAUGGGGAAGAACUGGAGAAGGGCUUCAAGGAUUGUCUACUGAAGAAAUGAGCAGCUUCACGUUUUUCCUAUAUACCACGGGAUAGGGUUCUCCGGCUUCAUGAUUUUGAGCUUUGCGGCUGUAGAACUUAUACUCGAAUCCGAACUGUGAUCGAACGAAUUAACUUGUCUUCCCGAGAUGUACAGCACGGAUAAGAACUGUACCCUGAAGUUUUGAACGGCGUUUUAACAUAUAGAAUCGCAUGGCAUGCUAUUUAUGAACGAAUUCGUUUUAAAUACAACAUACUUCGAGCUGAAUUAUGAUUUUCGUCCGAAUACAGAUCGCUCGUUAGACCAAAGUGUGAAAUGACUAGGAAAUAGGCGUGCAAAUUUUAUGGCCAGGGCAUAUUUAGAAUGUAUAUA